CUCAGUUCGCUUUAUCCUCCUCUGUCGCUAGUAAAAUAAAAGGGGGCUGGACUGAAGAGACGGAGAAAAAGGAAGAGCCGGAAAAAAACUGAUACUAUGAACAGCACUUCCCCAAACAUGGCGUCGAUAGGAGACUUCGACCCACUGAACCAGUCUAUUCCUGCCACCAAAGUUGAAAUCACGGUGUCCUGCAGAAACCUGCUGGACAUGGACACCUUCUCCAAAUCAGACCCAAUUUGUGUUCUCUACACGCAAGGCAUGGGCAACAAGGAGUGGAGAGAGUUUGGGAGAACAGAGGUGAUUGACAACACGCUAAACCCAGACUUUGUGAAGAAAUUCAUCCUGGACUACUUCUUUGAAGAGCGACAGAAUCUCAGAUUUGACUUGUAUGAUGUGGAUUCGAAGAGCGCCAACCUGCAGAAACAUGACUUCUUGGGCCAGGCCUACUGCACCCUCGGAGAGGUGGUUGGAUCGCUUGGCAGUCGCUUGGAAAAGCCUCUCGGAGGCAUUCAAGGGAAGAAAUGCGGGACCAUUAUUGUGAAAGCUGAGGAGCUGAACAACUGCAGGGAAUCAGUGAUGAUGCAGUUCUGUGGGACCAAGUUGGACAAAAAGGAUUUCUUUGGCAAGUCAGAUCCGUUCCUGAUUUUCUACAGGAGCAAUGAGGACGGCACGUUUACCAUUUGCCACAAGACCGAGGUGGUGAAGAACACGCUGAACCCUGUGUGGCAGGCCUUUAAAAUCCCAAUGAGAGCUCUCUGCAACGGGGAUUACGACAGAACAAUCAAGGUUGACGUGUACGACUGGGACCGAGACGGCAGCCAUGACUUUAUCGGAGAGUUCAGCACCAGCUACAAAGAGCUUUCUAUGGGACAGAGCCAGUUCAAUGUCUAUGAGGUGGUAAAUCCCAAGAAAAAAGAAAAGAAGAAAAACUACAAAAACUCUGGAACGGUAACGCUGCUGUCAUUCCUCUUGGACAUUGAAGUCACCUUUCUGGACUACAUCAAAGGAGGGACCCAGAUCAACUUCACGGUGGCCAUUGAUUUCACAGCUUCCAAUGGAAACCCCGCCCAGCCCACCUCUCUCCACUACAUGAGUCCCUACCAGCUGAAUGCCUACGCCAUGGCCCUGAAAGCAGUUGGCGAGAUCAUUCAGGACUACGACAGUGACAAGAUGUUCCCUGCGCUGGGCUUUGGAGCCAAACUGCCUCCAGAUGGACGAGUGUCCCAUGAGUUUGCCCUGAACGGUAAUUCUCAGAACCCAUACUGUGUAGGUAUUGACGGUGUUAUGGAGGCCUACUACCAGAGUCUGAAGUCUGUUCAGCUCUACGGACCCACUAACUUCUCCCCUGUCAUCAACCAUGUAGCAAGAUAUGCUGCUUCUGUGAAGGAUGGUUCUCAGUACUUUGUGCUCCUCAUCAUCACCGAUGGUGUUAUCUCAGACAUGGCUCAGACUAAGGAGUCUAUUGUCAGUGCUUCCUGUCUCCCAAUGUCAAUUAUCAUUGUGGGAGUUGGGCCUGCAGAAUUUGAUGCCAUGGUCGAGUUGGAUGGCGAUGAAGUUAGAAUCUCGUCCAGGGGAAGGUAUGCAGAGAGAGACAUUGUGCAGUUUGUUCCAUUUAGAGACUACAUUGACAGAAGCGGGAACCACAUAUUAAGCAUGGCCCGGCUUGCGAAAGACGUACUGGCUGAGAUCCCGGACCAGUUCCUUUCCUACAUGCGGACCCGGGGGAUAAAGCCUUCGCCAGCGCCACCUCCCUACACGCCACCAGGACAGCCAGUUCAAACCCAGAUAUAAAGAGCAGGCUGUAAAAAGUUAAAGUCUUGCAGUCCGGUGUUCUCAGAACUUAAUGCGCAAAAUACUUCCGUCUCCUUAAUGCCGCUCUCCAUGCUUUGCCGUCAUGGAUGACAAGGGUUUUUCUUAUGGUCAGGAAGUUGCACGUCAGGACAGGAAAGAAGUGCUUUAGAAGGAAAACUCAGCAAGAGUCUGUUUACUUCCACCAUCAAGCAUUCCUAUAAUUGUCUGGAUUUUGAUAGGAUAUUUAUUCUUUUUCUUCUAAUGUGUGUGUGUGUGUGUGUGUGUGUGUGUGUGUGUGUGUGUCUGAGCAAAACCCAGAAAAGCUUUGGAGAGAGCUGAUAGUCAAACUGUGCAGAGAUAACAGAAGUAAAGACAAGAAGAGGGAAAUAGUCUAGAUUUCUGUAAAGAGAAUGUCUCCAGACAGAAAACAAAUCACUUGAUCUUCUGUAAAAACAAAAGAAAACUGUAAGGAAAUAUGUAUCUUCUUUCUCAGACUCAUUGUUUACAGUAAAUGCUAACAAGGAUUUUUACUGUUGAUACUUUUAUAUGCAUAUAGUUUCACUAUGAAGGAUGUAAUACUUCCUCUUUUCCUGGCAUUUAUGUCAGGUAGCUGCAGUGCAGGUCCUGGUAGCCCUUCUGUACUGUACCGUACUGUGCUGUACCGUACUGUACUGUAAUCUGGUGUUGGUAUCAACCUUUUGCAUGAGUGUAGCCUCAGUCAAGUGCAUGCAGAUAGUGGCCCUCCACUACCUCUUUUAUCCAUACAUUCGUUUGUGGGAGGUAAAUUCAGUGUCUCGUACUUAAUUUCUAUUCCUUUGUGCCUCUCAAUCUUUUAGUAGCUGUGUUUCCAUCCAACCUAUUUAUCUCUUCUAUUUUGCCUCGCUUUACAUAUAAUUAAUUAGUAUUAGUAAUAAAACUAAGUCAAACGGGAGGUACUAAUUAUUUCAGUGUCUGAGAAAUGUUAAACCCGAUGCAGAUAUAUUCUGCAUACAUGAUUCCCUAAUGUGUUCUGGAAUUUUUAGCAUUAUAGACUCAGCAAUGUGGUGGACAGCUUUUCUCAUCUUCAGAGUCCAAAGAAAGGUUCAAAAUGUUGUGAUUAUAACUUGUGAUGUUUUGUGCACCACUCAAACCCUUUACAACAUACACUUAGGUAGUAAAUACAAUGCGAGGGGCAACCGUUACAUGGAUUCCACCUGUAAAUAUUUGGAAGGUAAUGGGAUUGUAAUCCAAAAAUGUUUCUUGGCAAAAUUUAGUGGUUCACUAUCUACAUAAAGAAAAUGAUUCUCAAUUUUGAAGUUUCAUUUUUAACCAAUAAAUGAACAAACUGCUCUAAAUGCUGCAUGUUUUUUAGUACUGGGCUGAAAUGCAUUGAAAAGUUUAGGUCCCAACCAACCAACAUUGCCCCAUUUUCCCUUUAGCAUUUUUUUGUUUCAAACGGUCACAAUACAUUGAUACUAUUAUAACAUGUUAUAAUAUCAAAGCAUUUAGUCAUUAAUAACCUAUAAAAGAUAAUGUUAGUAAUAGUACGUAUAUGACAUCUUUGAUUUAACACACCUCUGACUACAAAUAUAAUUUUUUCAAACAGUUUGUUUCUUGAAAAAUUAUAUGUGGAGUUUCCACUACUGUAAAUAAUUUAAAUCAAAAUAAAUAGUUAAAACCCCUAUCAAAGCAUGCACAAAACUGAAAAGCGCAGUAAACUUUGACAUAUUAGUCAUUAGUCCUAUAUGAUAAUAUUACUAGAAGUUCAUUUGGGAAAUAUUAAUAAAGCAAUAAUAUUGAAUAUGAAUAUAGUUUCCUUUGGGGCACCUACAUUUCUGAUAUGAUAGCGAUGAAUGGGAAAAAGAGAUGGGUGUAUUAAAAAAGGUUAUUUUUUGUACUAGAUCUAUAAGCUAAGACAACGCCCACAACUUUCGCUAUCUCUGGCACCAUAUCAGUCAAUGUCUAUACAAGUGCUGGCACCUGUUUCUAGGCUUGCAAUUAAAAAGUAAUCAGUCCAUAGACACACAUUUAUUCUGUCUAUGCUUCAAAAUACUGGGGAAAAUGGCCAACACAUUAUUUUUUAACUUACAGAGAAGCUUUGCACGUUUUCCUGACAUUACACACACCUCUCUAAUGGCUCUGAGAGUGCCGCUCCUCCAUUGUCUUUGUAGCGUACAGAAAAAAAGAAGAAAAUUCAGUACUGGAGAUGCGAUACGCACGUAGCACCAACAUUUGGACCCUACUGGCAAAACAGAACCACGAUCAGCACAAAUCCUGCACAUUCCUGUGCAUGCUUUUACUCCAUCCACCUUUCUACAAAUUGUGAGACAUUCACCAGCUGUUCAAGUCCUAAAAUAUUUUUAUUCUGAUGUCUUCAUAUUUAGUUCCAGUGUAAAAGGAGUUCUUGUAUUUCAAAUAUGGCGGCGCUGUUGGCGUCUCAAACUGCUAACUAUACGGCAUCUAGUUAUUCUUUUGUCAUUCGUUCUAAAGCUAGUAGUAGCUGUUUUACAUCCAGACCUCAUACAUUUUUAGGAGCAUCAUUAUUAAAAACACAUUGGAAAAUCACUAUUUUUACCAUCCCAUUUUUGUGUCUUUAGAGCUAGCAUUGCUUCUCUUGUCAAACUAAACAAAGCUGCUAGCAUAUUGUAAAUUCUUUCUUUUGUUGUAGCCAGCGUUUCUGUUUGCGGUUUGCCCCUAAUUUCUAAAGACCAAUAUUUCCGAAUUAAUAAAGAUUUAAUGCACUUGGAACAUUUUUCAGCAACUCUAAAUUUUAUGUAGUAUUAUUGACUGUUGCAUGGAAAUAUAGCUACUAUCUUUAUUUGUUUGUCUUUCCCCCCCCCUAGCUAACUUGAUAAUAGUACGCCCAUGUGGUCAGGGGUUUCAUGUCAUUGUGUUCUUGCACCGCAUUCCUCGCUCCAUCUUUAACAACACAGCAGCUGCUCUCAAACUAAAUGCUGUUUGAGCACAAAGAGCCCAGUGGUCAAAAAUGCAUCAAAAAAUUAAAUUAUCCCAUUGUG
Messenger RNA from Girardinichthys multiradiatus, 4787 nucleotides. Its product is annotated as copine-8. Gene Ontology annotation, cellular component: plasma membrane. Bases 97 to 1791 code for a protein of 564 amino acids. The transcript is spliced from 20 exons. Gene Ontology annotation, biological process: cellular response to calcium ion. NCBI's taxonomy places the organism in Eukaryota, Metazoa, Chordata, Actinopteri, Cyprinodontiformes, Goodeidae. The record is from RefSeq and is a predicted model, not a curated record. Gene Ontology annotation, molecular function: calcium-dependent phospholipid binding.